AAAAACUCCGGCUGGAGGACUGACCAUAGAGUUGGUGCGGGCAGAGCGGCGCGGCGUGCGCACCUCCGUCUCGGUGUUCACUUCCGGCGCCGCCAUGUUGGGGAGGUCGGUGGGGCGACUGGCGGGGGUCGUGGCGCUGGUCACGGGGGGCGCCAGCGGCAUCGGCCGCGCCGUGAGCGGCCGCCUGGCCCGCGAGGGCGCGCGCGUGGCCGUGGCCGAUCGCGACAUGUCGGGGGCGGCGGCGACAGCGAAAGGGCUCCCCCGGAACUGCCCCCCCGACCACGGAGCUUUCCAGGUGGAUGUGGCCGAUCCCAAAAGCGUCGCCGGGAUGGUGAGGGGGGUGCAGGAGCACUUUGGGGUUCCCCCCCGUGUCCUGGUGUCCUGUGCCGGGAUCACCCGCGACCGGAUGUUCCUGGAGAUGGGAGAGCGGGAAUUUCGGGAAGUGCUGGGGGUGAACCUGGAGGGGACGUUCCUGGUGACACAGGAGGUGACAAAGGCCCUGGUGACAUCGGGGGACCCCGGGGGGGCCUCCCUGGUCCUCGUGGGCAGCGUGGUGGCCAAGGUGGGGAAUUUGGGCCAAACCAACUACGUGGCCUCCAAGGGGGGGGUGGAGGGGCUGACCCGGAGCGUGGCCAAGGAGGUGGCCAGGUUUGGGAUCCGCUGCAAUUCCGUCCUGCCGGGAUUUAUCGUCACCCCCAUGACGGACAAAGUGCCCCCAAAAGUGCUGGACAAGUUCGCAGGGAUGGUGCCACUGGGACGACUGGGGGACCCUGAGGACGUGGCAGACGUGGUGGCUUUCCUGGCGUCGGGGGACAGCGGCUACGUCACCGGGGCCACCCUGGAGGUGACAGCCCCCCGUGGCUGACCAGGUGGAGCUGAUGCGCCAGUGACGCUCGGCUGCCUCUCUGCAUGUCCAGGUGAGAAAUAUGGGAGGCUCCUCAGCCCCCCAAAGGAGCCUGGCAGGGCCCUGGGGGGUCCCUGAGCCCUCUGCAGUGGGCAGAGCUUGGGGACAGCAGAGGGACACGCAGGGGGCUGUCCCUGCUCCGUGUCCCGGGGCAGCUGGACAGAGCUGCCCCCAAGCCUUGCCUUGCACUGGGGGCUCUGCAGACCCCCAGGCUCACCGGGAGGGCAGGGAGGGGCUCGGGGAGGUGUCAGAGCAUCCCGGGCUCAGGGGCUCUGGGGCCACAUGGAUCUCAGCAUCCAAUUCCCUUCUCCUGCCCCAGCUCCCUGCAGACAGAUGGGGUGGGGACAAGGCCCCUGCCAUGUCCCUGUGGACACCGGGGGUGACGUUUGGGGCUCUGUCUUUCAGGACUGGAAGUGGUGGUGACACCCGUGUCCUGGCCCCCUCCAGCGGCAUGAGGAGAUGAUCAUCCCUGGAGGACCCCCCUGAUCCCCUGGGUGCCCUGGCAAUUCCCCUGCAAGAAUCAAUAAACCCCUGCAGCAAAACAAA
Pseudopipra pipra is the source of this 1450-nucleotide messenger RNA. RefSeq names its product estradiol 17-beta-dehydrogenase 8-like. Gene Ontology annotation, molecular function: oxidoreductase activity, acting on the CH-OH group of donors, NAD or NADP as acceptor. Bases 95 to 865 code for a protein of 256 amino acids. The transcript has 9 exons. The record is from RefSeq and is a predicted model, not a curated record. Lineage: Eukaryota; Metazoa; Chordata; Aves; Passeriformes; Pipridae.